UGAUUGGCUUUCGCCACGAGAGAGAGAGAGAAGCAAAGAUUCCACCUGGUUGGGUCGUGGAGAGAGAGAAACAUACAGAGAGGGAGGGAGAGAGAGAGAGAUUUUACGAUUUGAAGAAUAGCUGUGUUCUUCUCCAUAGUUGCUCAUCACGGUGGAGGAGAGAGAGACAGAUGCGAAUUUGAAUUUCUGAAUCUGUUAAUUUUUUUUUUCUUUUGGGUUCCUCUCUCUUUCUCUCUCCACAUGAAGCUGUGGUGAAGUUUUUUUCUUGGAGAUUUAGGGUUUCGAGUUCCUGUUGGUGGUGUUUGGUGGCGAAGCGAAGAUGAACGUGAUGCGUCGUCUCAAGAGCAUUGCUUCGGGUCGGACCUCGAUUUCUUCGGAUCCUGGUGGGGACUAUGGGCUGAAGAGAGCUAAGCUGGAUCAAGACAACGAAAACUUGUGUGGUGAUCCUAUGCAGGUUGACCAUAAUAGUGCUUGUUUUGAGAUGAAAAUUGCAGACAUGGUGUCACAAGAAAGUGUUGCCGGAACCUCAAAUGUGCCUGCUGUGACAGAAAAGUCCGUCGAUGAUCAGCUUCCUGAAGUAAUGAUCGAAAUGAGAAUUAGAGACGAGCGCAAUGCCAAUCGCGAGGAGAAGGAUAUGGAAACAACUAUUGUCAACGGCAGCGGGACCGAAACGGGACAAGUCAUUACAACCACAGUCGGUGGUAGAGAUGGAAAGCCAAAGCAGACAAUCUCAUACAUGGCCCAGAGAGUGGUUGGAACAGGCUCAUUCGGAGUUGUGUUCCAGGCCAAGUGCCUGGAAACGGGUGAACAAGUUGCAAUUAAGAAGGUUCUGCAGGAUAAAAGAUACAAGAACAGAGAACUUCAGAUAAUGCGCUUGCAGGACCAUCCCAAUGUUGUGCGACUGAGGCAUUCUUUCUUUUCAACAACUGACAAGGAUGAGCUGUAUCUCAACCUUGUCCUUGAGUAUGUUCCCGAAACUGUAUACAGAGCAUCAAAGCACUAUACCAAAAUGAAUCAGCAUAUGCCAAUUAUCUUUGUUCAGCUCUACACGUAUCAGAUCUGCCGUGCGCUGAACUACUUACAUCGUGUGGUUGGGGUGUGCCAUCGUGACAUCAAGCCACAAAAUCUACUGGUCAAUCCCCAAACCCAUCAAUUAAAAAUAUGCGAUUUUGGAAGCGCAAAGAUGUUGGUGCCAGGUGAACCUAACAUAUCCUAUAUAUGCUCCCGGUACUACAGGGCCCCAGAACUUAUAUUCGGGGCAACAGAGUAUACCAAUGCCAUUGACAUGUGGUCUGGUGGUUGUGUUAUGGCAGAACUUUUACUCGGCCAACCACUUUUUCCCGGUGAAAGUGGAAUUGAUCAGCUGGUGGAGAUUAUCAAGAUUCUUGGGACGCCUACAAGAGAAGAAAUACGGUGUAUGAAUCCCAACUACACAGAGUUCAAGUUUCCGCAAAUCAAAGCUCACCCGUGGCACAAGAUUUUCCACAAGCGAAUGCCACCUGAAGCGGUAGACCUCGUCUCAAGACUCCUCCAGUAUUCACCAAACCUUCGUUGCACUGCAUUGGAAGCUUGUGCACACCCCUUCUUCGAUGACUUAAGGGAUCCGAAUGUUUCACUGCCAAAUGGAAGACCACUGCCUCCAUUGUUUAACUUCACUGCCCAAGAACUUGCGGGUGCAUCAACGGAGCUGCGACAGCGUCUAAUUCCAGCGCAUUGCCAGGGAACGGGAAGUAGCUCUUAGGAUCAUUCAUAGUGUUUCCAAAUUCAGCUUCCCUUCUCUCUCUCUCUCAUUAUUUACUGCAGUGUGUACAUCAAUUUUGAACCACUUGUGCUUCUAAGCUUUGCCCUCAGAGGAGAAUAUGGAAAUCUGAACCCCGGGACUCGAGGAGAUGUGAAGUAACUGAGCGUCGGUUCAUGGAGCUUCUUUCUUCUGACUGGCUUUUCUCUCAAUUUGCUCCCUUUUUUUCCCACCUUCACUUUCAUUUUUUUUAUUCACAUAUCUGACCCCCUUAAAAUGUUUGAUGUAUCAUUUUUUUUUUUUUUUUUAUGUUUGUAAUCAAUCCAUCAAGAUGAUGUCCCUUGCCCUAAUAUCGCAAGCUUGUUUUCAAAUAAGAUUCAGUUUUCUGUUCCAA
Eutrema salsugineum is the source of this 2132-nucleotide messenger RNA. Its product is annotated as shaggy-related protein kinase theta. The transcript is spliced from 13 exons. Gene Ontology annotation, molecular function: ATP binding; protein serine/threonine kinase activity. NCBI's taxonomy places the organism in Eukaryota, Viridiplantae, Streptophyta, Magnoliopsida, Brassicales, Brassicaceae. The coding region runs from base 320 to 1741 and encodes 473 amino acids. Gene Ontology annotation, cellular component: cytoplasm. The record is from RefSeq and is a predicted model, not a curated record. Gene Ontology annotation, biological process: protein phosphorylation; signal transduction.